UGUUUUUAUAUAUUUUAUGUAGAGCGUGCUAAGUUAAUUCGUAUUCCCAAGGGUCUGCGCCUCUAAGGGAUAAUCCAUGAGGCCAUCCACAUUUCAAGAUACUACCACUCAAAAAAACCAAAAAGAAGAAAUGAAAGAAACAGUCAAUGAAGAAGAAGUCGAACAGCUUGAACAAUCCCUUCCACAGGUAAAUUGGAUGGGUAGUAAGAUCCAACUCAUAAGAAUUCAAGAAAGCUGGUAUUCUUUUAACAACUUUUCUAAUAUCCACACUUUCCAAAAACACUUUGUUGCUAAAGACACUGAUCUCUUUGUCACAAGUUUUCCAAAAACUGGCACCACUUGGCUCAAAUCUUUACUCUAUUCUGUGGUGAAUAGAUCUCUCUACCCCCCAAACAAAACCCCUUUGCUUUCCCAUAAUCCACAUGAGCUUGUAUAUGAUCUCGAAACCGCCGUGUACGGUGGUAACCCAAAGUUUCCACGCCCGCACCAACUUGAUGACCUCCCAUCACCACGACUUCUCCACUCUCACUUGUCCUAUGCAUCACUUCCUAAAAGUAUCAAAACUUCUGCUGGUAAGAUGUUGUACAUUUGUCGAAAUCCCUUGGACACGCUUGUAUCACACUGGCAUUUUUAUCCGAAUUUGAUAAAGAGGAUAACUGGGGAUGAAGAUUACCAACCUCCUGAUAUACAAGAUUUCUUUGAAGAAUUUUGUCAAGGUACUAUUUUUUGUGGCCCAUUUUUUGAACAUGUACUUGGAUAUUGGAAGCAAAGUUUAGAGGAACCUAAUAAGAUACUGUUUUUGAAGUAUGAGGAUCUAAAGGAGAAUCCUAGUUUUUAUUUAAAGAAGAUAGCGGAGUUUAUUGGUAUGCCAUUUUCUCCCCAAGAAGAAGAAGAAGGUGUCAUCAAGCAAAUAAUAGACCUGUGUGAUAUUAACAAUCUUAAAGAACUGGAGGUUAAUAAGAGUGGUUUGCUAAGUAAGAUGGUGGAGAACAAGGUGUUCUUUAGGGACGGAAAGGUGGGAGGUUGGUCUCGUUAUAUCACAGCUCCGAUGGUGGACAGAAUGAACAAAAUUAUGGAACAACAACUCGGAGGAACUGGCUUAUCCUUUAAAUUGCAACCCGAAUAGAUCAAUGUAUUUUGAUUCAAUAAUAAUUGUCGGUUUGAUCUAAACCUCAAUAGAAUGCUCAUAUUAAAUGUUGUUGAAUUUUUUCUAA
This is a messenger RNA of Beta vulgaris subsp. vulgaris (sugar beet), 1214 nucleotides long. RefSeq names its product cytosolic sulfotransferase 5-like. NCBI's taxonomy places the organism in Eukaryota, Viridiplantae, Streptophyta, Magnoliopsida, Caryophyllales, Amaranthaceae. The record is from RefSeq and is a predicted model, not a curated record. The transcript has a single exon. Gene Ontology annotation, biological process: sulfation. Gene Ontology annotation, molecular function: sulfotransferase activity. Gene Ontology annotation, cellular component: cytoplasm. The coding region runs from base 77 to 1126 and encodes 349 amino acids.